CCCAUUGCGAGGGUGACAGGAAACCCUGUGCAGGGAGCGCCGCCAUCUUGGACCUGCCCGAGGAAGAUCCUGAGGGAUCCCCAGGAGCAGUCGCUGCUGCCACCGCUACUGCCGCUAGCGCGUCUGCACCUCCUCGUCCAACCCGCUACCUGCCGGGGCCUGGGCCGACCGCCCCCGCCCCUUUUCGGCUGCGCCCGCACUCUUCUUCCUCGCCCUGACGCCCCCCCUCCCGCCCGGAAAGCUGCCCAGCCACCAGCAACCCCCCAGUGCCACCAUGGCAACUGCACCAUACAACUACUCUUACAUCUUUAAAUAUAUUAUUAUUGGGGACAUGGGAGUAGGAAAAUCUUGCUUGCUUCAUCAAUUUACAGAAAAAAAAUUUAUGGCCGAUUGUCCUCACACAAUUGGUGUUGAAUUUGGUACAAGAAUAAUUGAAGUUAGUGGCCAAAAAAUCAAACUGCAGAUAUGGGAUACAGCAGGACAGGAGAGGUUUAGGGCUGUUACACGAAGCUACUACAGAGGAGCUGCAGGAGCGCUUAUGGUGUAUGAUAUCACUAGAAGAAGUACGUAUAACCACUUAAGCAGCUGGUUGACAGAUGCAAGGAAUCUCACCAAUCCAAAUACUGUAAUAAUUCUCAUAGGAAAUAAAGCAGAUCUGGAGGCACAGAGAGAUGUUACUUAUGAAGAAGCCAAACAGUUUGCUGAAGAAAAUGGCUUAUUGUUUCUUGAAGCAAGUGCAAAAACGGGAGAGAACGUAGAAGAUGCUUUCCUCGAGGCUGCCAAGAAAAUCUAUCAGAACAUUCAGGAUGGAAGCCUGGAUCUGAAUGCUGCCGAGUCUGGUGUACAGCACAAACCCUCAGCUCCGCAGGGAGGCCGGCUAACCAGUGAACCCCAACCCCAGAGAGAAGGCUGUGGCUGCUAGUGACCUCUUUGCUGUGGCUCUCAUUUGACCUUUCACCUCUGUCUGUUGGAAGCAGUACUUUUUACUGCCUCGUUGUCUUCUGUACAUCUUACUGGGUUUAAUUAAAAAAACAAAAGAAAAAAAACAACUCUGUUUAAAAACAGUUUAACACAAUACUAAACUGCUAAACAACUAGGUGUAAUCAGGUUAUCAAAAGCAAGUAAUCUCUCCUGCAUGGUAAAUCUAGACUUUUUUUCCCCCCUUGAUUGUCCUCAUGUUAGGUAUGUCACCAAUACAUGAUUUAAACUGAGCACUGAUGCUGGACUUCAUGAUUUUUACCCCUCCCUCUUUUUGGCAGGGCUUUGUCUCACUGUAUGGUUUAAUUUGAUAUCUUAAGCCUUUCUUCCCAUCUUUUAACUGUUAAAGUAUGUCUGUUGUAACCAAGAAGUUUAUUGCUGUGAAAUGGCUUCUGGUGAUAGAGAAGGGGUUCUAUAACUGCUUUUGUUUUGUUUUUGUCAGAUAAAUUCCCUGUUGUGUGGGUGGCAUUUUUCUGGAAGAGGUUUGCUUCUGUCUUAGCCUUGUACAGGGAAAAUAUCCAUUUAUCAGCUUCUCUUUUGUGCUUAAUAGCUUUAUUUUUUUUUUUU
Eptesicus fuscus (big brown bat) is the source of this 1545-nucleotide messenger RNA. RefSeq names its product RAB14, member RAS oncogene family (gene RAB14). Gene Ontology annotation, biological process: Golgi to endosome transport; phagosome maturation; defense response to bacterium. Gene Ontology annotation, cellular component: trans-Golgi network; recycling endosome; phagocytic vesicle. The record is from RefSeq and is a predicted model, not a curated record. Bases 275 to 922 code for a protein of 215 amino acids. Gene Ontology annotation, molecular function: GTPase activity; GTP binding. The transcript has 8 exons. NCBI's taxonomy places the organism in Eukaryota, Metazoa, Chordata, Mammalia, Chiroptera, Vespertilionidae.